Messenger RNA from Procambarus clarkii (red swamp crayfish), 4360 nucleotides. RefSeq names its product patched domain-containing protein 3. The record is from RefSeq and is a predicted model, not a curated record. Gene Ontology annotation, cellular component: plasma membrane; cytoplasmic vesicle membrane. NCBI's taxonomy places the organism in Eukaryota, Metazoa, Arthropoda, Malacostraca, Decapoda, Cambaridae.
UUGAGGUUACCCACUGCUACUGCCCAGCGCUCGGACGGUGAACCGUAACAGUUAUACACUUGGAAACGUACUUUGUCAUUGUCUGUUCGUCAACAACGUCUGUCUUAGUGAAGUGUCUUACGAUUUUCUCAUGUAUUAAUGCAGCUGAAGAUCGUGUCAGUGUCUUCCAAAAUUUGUAUUGUUUGUACUCAGAGAAGGACGAAGCUGACAGUGUGUGUGUGGAAUAUUUUUUACAAUUGAUCCGAAGAUUUAUAUUAGUAUCGCGUGUAAUUAACUUCCAUUCAGAUAUAUACAGGAAAUAUAUCUUAUCCUUUCCUUAAGUUGACAAGGUUUGAGGAGGAUUGUGAUGCUACGAAGCCCAGCAGACAUCACCUGACUGAAUAUCAUCCUAGAACUUGUGUGAUAAUGAGUUACUCCUUAAAGAAGUUCGAAUACCUGCUCAGGCAGUUGUUCUACCGGUUAGGACACUCAGUCGCCCUAAACUACGGCUACUUAAUCAUCGUGCCCAUCUUUAUAACUGGUAUCCUUGCCACCGGAUUCCAGAGACUCAAGUACAAUGACGAUCCCGAAUUCCUGUUCACUCCCACGUCGGGUCACGCUAAACACGAGAGAUCUGUUAUAGAAGAGUAUUUCACCCUCAACUUCUCAUCAGAUUUCAACCCGUCGCGGAUAACCCGGAUGGGACGGUAUGCCAGGUUUAUCAUUACGGCUAAAGAUGAAGGGACGAUCCUGCGGUCGAAGGUUUGGAACGACAUAGUGGCGCUAGAUCGUCUGGUCCACUCCGUCAGUGUCGACACUGACGACGAGGUGGCAAGAUACGACGACCUUUGUGCCAUCUCGGACAGCAAAUGUUAUGAGAACAACAUCAUAGGUCUACAGGAUCUGAUGCCAGCGGUUGAAAAUGGCACUUUUAACCUGACUUAUCCCAUAAUGCUCAACCCCAACAACUUCGACACAUACGUACUCCCGUUAUUUUUCGGUGGAGUGGUCGUGGGCAACGAUACUGUUGUGGAGAGCGUCAAGGCUCUUGACAUCUUCUACUGGCUCAAGUCGAGCACAACCAAGGAGAAAGCAAACGGCGCGCUGUGGGAAGACGCCAUCCUGAAAGCAGUGGGUGACCGGGACUUCGGCAGCAUCACCGUCGCCAGGUUCGUAUCCCGCACGCUGGAGUUGGAACUCGACAGAAACACGAAUUCAGUGACGCCUUUCUUCGGCGGGACGAUGAUAAUCAUGGUACUGUUUAGCGUGACCUCGGCCGUGUCCGGUGACUGGGUACGCACCAAGCCCUACCUGGGGCUCCUGGGAAUCUUCUCCGUUCUUCUCUCCUGCUGCGCCGCCUUCGGCUUUGUAAUCUACUUGGGGUUCGAGUUCAUUGGUAUCAACCUGGUCGGCCCCUUCCUUUUAUUAGGUAUCGGUAUGGACGACGUGUUUGUGAUGCUGGCUGCGUGGCGCCGCACUCGUCUUCAAGACAGUGUACCGGAGAGGAUGGGCCAGGCGUUUAGUGAUGCUGCGGUAGGAAUCACCAUCACCACAGUGACGGAGAUGGUCUCCUUCUUCAUCGGCGCAGUUACCCCGUUUCCAUCUGUCCAGAUCUUCUCCAUCUACAUGGGGACGGCGGUGGUGGUGGCAUACAUAUGGCUCAUCUCGUUCUUCGGAGGCUGCCUGGCUCUCUCUGGCUACAUGGAGAAGGACCAGCGCCACGGAGUCACUUGCCGCAAGAUCAAAUCCAAGUCAGAAACAGCGGAUGCCAGCUGCUGCUACCGUUUCCUAUGCACGGGUGGGAUAAGUGAAGCAGAUCCCUGGAAUGAGAAGGAUAACAAAGAACACAUCAUCAUGGUGUUCUUCAGAGAUCAAGUGGCCGGCUUCCUCAACAUCCCGGCCGUCAAAACCUUGGUGAUCAUCGCCUUCGUUCUGUACCUCGCAGUGGCCUUCUGGGGCUGUACCAGACUCCAGGAGGGACUGGAACGCAGCAGGUUGUCACUUGAUAACUCCUAUUCCGUCGACUUUUAUAAUUUAGAGAGCAAAUAUUUUAGAGAAUAUCCAUACAGAAUACAGGUGUCAAUAACAGGUGACGUGAUGUACAGUGAUCGAGAGACGCAGAAGGAGCUCAUGGCCUUGCUCAAGAGGUUCGAAUCGACGCCAUACAGUCCUGGAGCGCUCUAUACAGAGUCGUGGCUCAGAGCUUGGCUCAGCUUCCUGGAGAGAAACCAAGACUUCAUGAGUAUUAACAUCACAAGUGAAGAAGAAUUCUGCUCUCAGCUCAGAGAGCUGUACCUGUCAGGUCCGGCCAAUCUAUUCGCUGAGGACGUCAAGUUCAACGAGAACCAAACGCGUAUUGAAGCGUCCAGGUUCAUCGUCCAGGCAUACAAGGUGCUGGACGGAAACGCAGAUAAGGAUAUGAUGGAAACCUUCCGCAAAGUGGCCUCAGAGUCCAAGUUUAACGUCACAGUCUACAAUCCCUAUUUCAUCUACUUUGAUCAGUUCACUAUGGUGAGGUCAACGAGCAUAGAAACCAUCUGUUUAACAGCAGUCAUAAUGAUGGCUGUGUCUCUCGUGUUUAUACCAAACGCUCUCUGUUGUCUCUGGGUCGUCUUCUCUAUCACCUCGGUGGAAAUCGGUGUUGUGGGUUACAUGGCCUUUUGGGGCGUAAGUUUAGAUUCCAUUUCCAUGAUCAACCUAAUCAUGUGUAUAGGUUUCAGUGUCGAUUUCUCAGCUUAUAUCUCAUAUUCAUACCUGGUGUCUAAAGCUGAAACUCCAGAUGAACGUGUAAGGGAUUGCCUCUAUAAUCUUGGUUUGCCAAUCAUGCAAGGCUGUCUAUCGACUAUUUUAGGUGUCACAGCACUAAGUCUAUCUCCCUCGUAUAUAUUUGUAGCUUUCUUCAAGACUGUCUUCCUCGCAAUGUUCUUCAGUGUCUUGCAUGGUCUUGUGCUCUUACCAGUUCUACUUUCUCUCCUGGGUCCUGGUUCUUGCGGUAAGAAGAAAGAGAACGAGAGCUCCCCACUGUCUAAGGCAAACUGUCAUCCUUUGUCUCUUUACGGUCAAGAUUGUCCUCUCUCGAGGCCCAUUGAGCCUAUGAAUCUGAAGAUUCCGAGGCCUCAGAGUGUAACUGCAGCAAACAAUGCAUCACAAGUUGAGCCUGUGGUAUUGGGUCGUUCGGCUCACACUAAUUGUCAAGAAAAAGACUUAGGUUUGGGCACUUCAAGCGAUGAGUCCAGUGAAUCAAGCCUGAGUAAGGAAGAUAGAACAUGGCGUGCUAACUCAUAUAAUAAUUCUGGCAGUGGAAUCCAAUCAGAACACCCAACCCUGAACGUCUAUAGUAAUCACGCUUAUGUACCAGAUUCGUCUCAAGUUGCACAAAAUCCAGGACAGAAACGUCUGUAUAUAUAUGGUCAGUGGGAAGAUCCUCAUCGAAGCUACCAACAAUCACCCGUUGGCUAUUCACCUACUCAACAAUAUUGCUCUUUGCACCCACUUGAUAGGGACCGGUCACGUUACUCAAGCUCUCAGGAGAGGAGAGGACACCUGGGUAUAUACCCAACGUCGGAGUGUAGGUCAUACACAGCUUCCAAACCCAGUAAAGGGUAACAGCUUCUCCCCCGAAUCAACCUACCCUGGCUUUGCGCCCUAGUGAGGCCACUCCAGACCAGGCCGAUACCAGACCGCAACUCCAUAGUCUCCUGAGACCAAUGGAUGCCUACUAAAGCAUCUCCAGAUGGUCAAUAACAUACUCAGACUAAGAUGGCCACGAGAGCCCAGUACACAAGGUGUCGUGGAGCCUUAAAGUGUGACCAAAGGUCCAGUACAAUACACAGUGUAUUGUUGUCUGAACAUUGUCAAGGAUCCGGUACACAAUGUGUAGUGGGGUCUUGAACGGUGGAAUAGGGUCCAGUCCUCAGUUAAGUAUAGCCAUCGACCUUGCCCAAAGUGUUCAGUACAAACGUUUCAGUGUAAAUAUGAUUAACAAAAACACAGCAAGGACAUGCAGCCUUUGAUGUAAAUAUGUAAAUACAGCCACGCAAGCAUGGCUCUUAAUUCUGAUGUUUUCUCUUAAUAUUAUGUAUUCUCUUGGUUUUAUGUAUUCUCUUAAUUCUAUGUAUUCUCUUUAUUUCAUGUUUUAUCUUGAUUUACAAAAUAUUUUAAGGAAAUUUUUUAAGAGGAGAGACGAGGGUCGUCUCAGGAGGCCAAGACUCUGAAUCAAAUCGUGUAUAGUUAACUGUAUCAGUUAUAUUUUUAUGUAUAUUUAUUACCGUGAUGUGUUUAAGUGUUAAGACUAAACACUAGGUUAAGUGUUUAUUGAUAUAUUUAAAAAUAAACAUUACCUGUUAUUAGUAUGUUUUGGCUAAAGCAGGUGUUUGCUGAA